CAUGGCUAUGUCUAGCAGUGACAGUGAAGAAGAAAUCAUAGUAGAUGAGAGUGAUAAUAUAAUACCAUACAACUUUGAACCUGUUGUAUCAGAUGAUGAUGAUGAUGAAUCAGUUAGUUCAGAUUCAAGUCAUGAAGAAGACUACAGGAUAUCUAAUACUACUUGGUGUUCCUGUACACACUGUGUUGUGAUGCAGACUCAAAGAGAAUGCCUUUGUUGUAGAGCGGUCCAGAAGGUUCUAGACAAGAUACAUGAGGCUGAUGACCAUCAAGUCAAGUGUAUCACUGAGCAUCCUGGCUUUGCUCCUGUGUGCCUCAAUAUAUGGGUACUUCAGGCAGCAUACUCACAAUAUAGGCAGCAAUAUGGCAAUUUUAAUGCUCCAGUACAUGAGAGACAUAGAUAUACUACCUAUCGUUAGCUUGUAAAAUGGUGCUGGGGGUGGCUAGGGAGAGAAAUACGCAUUGUUCUACCAUCCUGUGCUGUAAAUGUUAUUUGAGAAACAUUUCCAUCUAGUUCAUACACUGGUUUUAAAGAUAAUUAAAAAAUACACUGUACUUGAUGUGGGAUAUUCUAUGUUAUCAACCUACUCCUAUGUUCAUGUAUAGCUUGUGAUUUGUCAGGUUGCUCAUGGGUUUUACUAAGUGAUAA
This is a messenger RNA of Amphimedon queenslandica, 648 nucleotides long. RefSeq lists its product as uncharacterized. The record is from RefSeq and is a predicted model, not a curated record. The transcript has 3 exons. Lineage: Eukaryota; Metazoa; Porifera; Demospongiae; Haplosclerida; Niphatidae. Bases 2 to 418 code for a protein of 138 amino acids.